Messenger RNA from Caenorhabditis angaria, 3534 nucleotides. NCBI's taxonomy places the organism in Eukaryota, Metazoa, Nematoda, Chromadorea, Rhabditida, Rhabditidae. The record is from the annotation of a GenBank genome assembly.
AUGGACCAAGAAUAUAUGGGAAGUCUAGCCGAUGAUUAUUUCCCAGGUUAUCCAAAGUCUACCCAAAUAUUUCUUGUUGAUUUUAUUGACAAGCUUUCAAAUUUUGACCAUUUGAUUUUCACAAAAAUUGAAUUUGUCGCGUGCAUCUUGGCAAUUCUGAUCAAUAUUUUUCAUAGUUUCAUUUUAUCGCAAAAAUCAAUGAGAACAUCUUCAACAAAUGUUGUUUUGUUAGGAUUGUCUUUGAUUGAUAUUUUAUCAAUGGGUUUAGGAGCGUAUGCAGAUUUUGAGUUGAUUUUUCAGUUUGAUGAAAUUCCAGAUAUUUGGUGGGCAUUUUUCUUUCAUUCUCUCAAAUUUAUAAACCACAACUUUUCAGCGCCGAACCUUUGUCGUAUUUCAGAAUAAUGAUUUCAGAAUUUUCUAAAAUUCUUGUAGAUUUUUCUCGACGAGGAUCAACCUAUUUAUCAUUAUCCCUAGUCACAAUCCGAGCAUUUGCCAUCAGUCAAAUAAUGAACCCACGAUUCGAUUUUCUCACAAAACCCAAAACCGGAUGGCUAACCAUUUUAGCUAACUCAAUAAUCUGCGGUCUACUUUGUAUACCUCAAGCUCUCUCGUAUCAUAUAGAAUCUUAUCCAUGGUCCCCACCAAAAGGGUGUGUAAACAAAUUCCCAAAGAACUAUAAGAAGUUGGAGUAUUUUUUCAUUGCUUCACCCUGGAUAAUUUUUGAUACUUUUUCGAUGAACACCAUGUUGGAUGCGGUGUUAGCUAAAUAUGUUCCAGUAAUUCUAUUUAUAGUUAUGACUUUGGUUUUGAUUAGAGCAAUUAAAAAGGCAUCAAAAGACCAGGGAAAAUCUGGAAAAGCGAAAAAAGAUGAUCCGGAUAAAACUUCAAAACUUGUGUUAUUCACCACGAUUUCUGUGAUUAUUGCUGAACUUCCAAUCGGGAUUUUGUAUGUGUUCCAAAGUUUAUAUGAUAAUGUAAUCGGGUGGAUGUAAGAUUCUGGUUGUAAAUUCUUGAAUUCAUUAAAAUUGAAUGAUAUGUAUAUAAAAUUUCAGAGUAAUCACCGAGCAAUUCGUCCGCUUCUGCUUUUUGAUUUAUGUGCUCAACACAACCUUCCAUCUAAUAAUCUGUUAUAAUUUAUCCUCCCAAUAUCGAAAAACUGUGAAAACCUUUUUUGCAAGAAAAUCGGUUUCCAAAAACACCAAAACAAGUGUGAUCUCUGUGAAAAGUGUGACAAUAAAUGUUUGAUCUACAGAAAAAAAUCGCGCGCAUUUUAAUUUUCGGAAUACAUAAAAUUGUUCCCAAAAACUCUGGUGCAUCCAAAUUUCUCACACCAAAUCCCGCCAUAUGCCAACUCACACCCACACUAUUUAUUCAAUAAUAAUCGAGAGCGAGAGAGCAUUGGCGGGAGACAAAAAAAGGGGGAGGGCGGGACGCGUCCCACUCUACCCGGUUGACCUUUUUCGUUUGCACGUAUUUUCUCCUUUUUUCUUCUCGUUGGGUCAUUAUUCUUGUUUUUAUUAUUUUUCUGUCACCCUUGUUAUUGUUGUUUUAUGACUUUUUGGCUUUUCAUGAACGAUUUUUGUUUGAAAUGAGCAAAAUUGCCACGUGGCAUCUAGACUAGUAUAAAAAUGCUCCAGAUUUUUUCGUUUCUGUCUAGAACUCUUCAAAUGCUUUCUGGUAAUCCAAUAUAAUUUUUCAAACAACUCCAUUUAUUUUUGAAUUUUCUCAAAUCGUUCUUUCCUUUUGAAAACAUUUUCUGAAAAUUCUUUGAAAUCUGAAAUUAAUUUGCAAUUUAUCAAAAUUUUUUGUGUGAAAAAAUACUUUCUUGGACUUUUCAAAAGUUUUUUGAUAGUCCAAUUGAACUUUUUUCCUUUCAUUUUUGAGUUUGCCUAAAUCCUACGGAUCCUUUUGGAAACAUUUUCUGAAAAUUCAAGCCCCUGAAAAUUCUUCAAAUUUUUUCCUGAAGUUUCCUGAAUCCUUUAGACUAUUUAUAGAAACUUUUUUGAAAAUCCAGGAAGUUUCUGAAAUUCCGAACAUUUUUCUCAAACUCCGGGAAGCUUAGGCUUUGAAACUGUACGAAAAACUUCGAAUUCAUUUGCCGUAAUUUAACCCGCCUUUUCUUCAACCACAACCUUCUAUUUUCCAGAAUGAUCGGGUUUUUCAACCCAUUAUACGACCAGAUCCGUCGAUCCCUCAACAAGCAAACCGAUCAACUCGCCUUCGAUCGAAUCGACACUCUAAACGCAUGGUUCACACCAAUGUUCAUCGGUGGUUUAACGCUCGCCAUCUCAUGCAAACAAUAUUUCGGACAACCUUUGAAAUGCUGGACACCUCGAGAAUUCUCGGGCAGUUGGGAUGGUUAUGUGCACGAUUAUUGCUUCAUUGAGGACACGUAUUUUGUGCCAAAUGGCACAGAGAUCACUGAUAUUGCUCGAGGCGAACGACAAAUCAAUUAUUAUCGAUGGGUUCCGUUGGUUUUGAUGUUGCAGGCAUUGUUGUUUGUGGUACCGUAUUUGAUCUGGAAUGUUAUGCAUAAACGGACAGAGAUCAAUUUGAAGAAAUCAUUGAGAUUGUAUCAGAAACAAUGCAAAAGUUCGGGAGAAAAACAAGCCUGUGAGGCGUUUGGUGCGGAAUUUUGUGAGACUUUGGAGAGGAUUCAUAGAGCCACAAAGAGUGUAGGUUUUUGAACGGGUUUUUUGUAUAGAACUUGAAGAAUGUCCAAAAAUCAAUUUUCAAAAUCCUCUUUCAGUUCGUUGGAUGUCAAGCCACAAUCAAUUAUUUCCUCCUCAAACUCUCAUUCAUCGCCAAUUGUGUUCUUCAAAUGUUCAUCAUCAAAUGUUUCCUAAACCUCACCGAUUAUUUCUGGGCAUUCGAGCAUCUUUUCAAAGUCGAGUUUAAAGGAACAGCCGAGCAUGAGAGCAGCAUUUUCCCACGUGUCGUGCUUUGCGAUUUCAAAAUUCGAACUCUCGGACAACUUCAGAAUCAUACGGUGUCAUGUAUUAUGAUGUUGAAUAUGAUUAUUGAGAAGGUUUAUGUCAUGUUCUACUUCUGGUGAGUUUUUUUCUCUCCGAAUUUUAUUUUGUGCCAAUUUAUUCCAAUUUCAGGAUUAUCUUCGUUGCUGUCGCUACCACUAUGGCCACCCUCACAUUCGCUUUCCAAAUGCUAUUCAGAAAACACAAGCUCAUCCCAACAAAUCUCAACAGAAAACCAAACAUGAAUCCAACUCGCUCACAAGAUUUUCUCCAAAACUUCCUGGGAGCUGAUGGUCUUCUUCUCAUCACAUUCCUCGACACACAAUUCGGAGCUUAUCAAACAUCUCAAAUUGUUGAAUUUAUGGUCAAGAAAUAUCUGGAAGCACGAGGAUCUGAUUCAUCAGUGGCGACCUCGAUUAAUGAUGGAAAUUCUCCAAUGAGAUAUGCUUCGUGUCCCUAUGAUGAUUCAACUUUGCCGAUGAGCCAGUUGAAAUUAGGGAUGGUUAAGAUGAGCAAACUCGACGAGGUGGAUGGAGUUGCUGAUGCGAAGAAAAUGGCAUAA